This is a messenger RNA of Apus apus (common swift), 2645 nucleotides long. RefSeq names its product ELL associated factor 1 (gene EAF1). Gene Ontology annotation, biological process: positive regulation of DNA-templated transcription; regulation of transcription elongation by RNA polymerase II. Gene Ontology annotation, cellular component: super elongation complex. The coding region runs from base 241 to 1020 and encodes 259 amino acids. Lineage: Eukaryota; Metazoa; Chordata; Aves; Apodiformes; Apodidae. The record is from RefSeq and is a predicted model, not a curated record. Gene Ontology annotation, molecular function: transcription elongation factor activity. The transcript is spliced from 6 exons.
CCACCUCUCCCGGCACGGACGCCCCUCCGGGCACCCGUGUCCCCUCCGCGGGGAUCCCAGGCCCCGCAGCGCCCAGCACCCCUUCCCCGCCCCGCCCCGCCUCGCCUCGCCCGGCAGCAGCCGCCGGCUCCGGAGCGGUUUCUCGGCUGCACUCGGCCCCCGGAAGGGCGCCGGGCGGCAGCGCGCAGGGGAGAGGAAGGGCCGGGCCGGGCGGGGAGGGGACGGGACGGGGCCGGGGCCAUGAACGGCUCGGCGAACUCGCUGCUGGACAAGGAGGAGCACCCGCUGCAGCUGGGCGAGAGCUUCGAGCGGCGGCCCAAGGCCUCCUUCCACACCAUCCGCUAUGAUUUUAAGCCAGCAUCGAUUGAUACAUCUUGUGAGGGUGAGCUCCAAGUUGGUAAAGGAGAUGACGUAACAAUCACUUUGCCACAUAUUCCUGGUUCAACUCCACCAAUGACUGUGUUUAAAGGAAAUAAAAGGCCAUAUCAGAAGGACUGUGUGCUUAUUAUCAAUCAUGACACUGGGGAGUAUGUGCUGGAAAAACUUAGUAGCAGCAUUCAAGUCAAGAAAACAAGAGCAGAGGGCAGCAGUAAGAUCCAAGCCCGAAUAGAGCAACAGUCUGCCCGAGCAUCUCAGCCUCCUUCACAGUUCAGAGCCCCAACCAAGCCAGCAGCUGGACCUAAAACUUCUCCUUUGAAAGAUAAUCCUUCCCCUGAGCCUCAGCUGGAUGACAUCAAGAGAGAGCUCAGAGCAGAGGUUGAAAUUAUUGAGCAGAUGAGCAGCAGCAGUGGAAGCAGCUCAUCGAAUUCAGAAAGCUCAUCUGGGAGUGAAGAUGAAAGCUCCAGCAGUGAGGGGGAAGAGCCAGCACAUGUUUCCCCUUCCCAGCCACCACACCAGCAGUAUAACAACAGGAAUGCUGUUGCUAACGGCACCAGCAGGCCACAAGGAAGCAAUCAGCUCAUGAACACGCUCCGAAACGACUUGCAGUUGAGUGAGUCUGGAAGUGACAGUGAUGACUAGAGGCUGAGCUUUUGCUGUUUCUGUUACAUAUACAUGAAGAACUAAUUUGCCUUGAAGUGAUCCUGUUGCUUACGAAGAGGAGCCAGUGCAGAUAGUUCCAUGUGUGGAAUUUUAGUAGAGAAAAUGCAUAGUCCCUACAAAAUAGCAAUGCUGAGGGCUGUUUUACUUUGUGAAUUAGGUGUAUAUUUGUGUAUAUUCUUAUUCUUUUAAAGCUUUAAAUAGAUAUGUACAGUGGGUAAGCCCAUGUAUGUUCUCAUGUUCCUGUCCAUGAUCUGUACGUUUAAUGUGUAACUUCAUUAUGUCAUCUAAAAAUUUCUUGUUUGUUGAAGAUAUUCAGCCCAUCAUGACUUUGGGGGGUGUGGGAAGGAGCAAUUUUUGUACAUAGGGUGAAUAUGAGCCAACAAUGAAUUUAAAAAGACAUGCAGGAGCUAAUGUGUACACUGAAGUGGGACUGCCAUAAAUUAAGUUUCUAUGCUAAUUUGAUUUCUUUGGUUUGGGACUUUUAAAAUGUAUUUUUAUUGCUAUUUAUGGCUGAUUUAAUUGACUUGCUUUUAAACAGUUGGAAAAGAUAAAUCAUAAAGCCAUGCUCGUCACAAACCUGGCUGCACCAGUGCCUUAUAAGCAGGUUUUUUAAACAGAGCUUCAAUUCCUGCCACCUUUCCUAUAGGGAGCAAUACUGAAACCUCUUCAGAUUGCUUUUGCAGAUAAGAGCUGUAUUUCACAUACAGACAGUUGCACUCAGAGGGUAGUUACUCUAGCAAGAUAAAGGAUAUACAUCAUACAUCGACGCAUCCAAAUAAGAAGCAGAUUAGCAUUUUCUUGUGUAACUGAACUGUCUCGUUUAACUCAGACAUUCAGACCUAGUCUUUGGAAAUACUUAGGAGCCUGAUUACAAGUGAAAUUGCAAUGUCACAGAUAGAAGAUACUGGACUUACUGAAACUGUUAAGACCAGAGCCCUGUUUGCAGUUUCCUAGAGUAUACAGAAAGAAGAGAUGACUAAACAAUUGUGAAACAGCCGAAGUCACUCUCCCACCACAGUUGUCCAGGUAGACUUUAGUUCAUACCGUUUUUUGGACAGGAUCUCUGUGCUUGGCAGGAUUAUGCAGAACAUGAAAUAUUUGCCUAGGGUGAAAUUCACUCCUGUUUAAGGGGGUUUAAAAGGUGCUUAGUUGGGUUAUCAUUAACUUUUUUUGCUUGCAUGGAAAACAAGUGCCACAGGCAGCUUCUUAAAACACCAGGCUGACUUUUUAGAACCAAAAUUCAACUUGCAUAGGACAAGUGGCACUGUAGUUGUGGCGUAAUCCAGAGGAAUGGGAAGCUGAAUUGGAGGCCUCUCCAUUCUCAAGUGUCUGCUUAGCACUGCUGUUGUCUGUCAGUGAAUUUGUUUAACUCCUGUUUGUUUACUGAGCUUGUUCUUUCUUUUUUUAAGGUGUUGAAGAGCAAGGGGACAUUGGCAGGGAGAUUUUAUUAAAUGGUUUAUUUUUUUGCAUUAGAUAAAUAUUUAGGCAUAUUUUUGCAUUAUUGUACAUACAUUUAAAAAUGCUUGUUUUUUUUAAAGUGUUUUAUGAUGUGGGUACAUAUUUUAACAGACAGUUAUGAAAUAUACUUGAUGUAAAGCCACAAA